AUGGGACAGAGCGAGGAGCUGAUUGAGGCCCUGCGCUUCUACUUUAGUGACGCCAAUCUUCGGCGUGACCGCUUCAUGCAAGCCCAAGUCAAUGCUCAUCCGCAGCGCUAUGUGCCAGUCGACGUGUUUCUCAAGUUCAACCGGGUUCGUAAGUUGACCACCAGUGUCACCGACCUGGUUGAAGCGUUCCAGCGCCUCGAAGCAUUGGAGCUCAAUCUCGACCACACGAUGGUGCGUCGCAAGUCCGCUAUCAUCCCAAGCAAGGACACAGAUGCCUGUACCAUCUACGUGGGUGUCGCCAAAGGCUUUGCUUUUGUUGAAUUCGACGUGCCAGAAGCCGCGCAAGCCGCUGCUGAAGAGUUUAAGGCCACGGAUGCUUUGCUGCCACUCACAGCAACCCAAUGGACCGGCCCUAUUCCUGAAGAAAUGGCACAAGCCAAAAAAGGCGUCGAAACACGAGCAGCCAAAGUGCUUGCUGAGCAGCAGCAAGAUCAGUACUCGGAUAAAAAGUCCAAGGUCAAUGAAGAUGCACAGUGUUAUAUCGUCUGGCUGAGAACGGCGUGGGCCGCCAAAAAAGCCGAGUACAAGAAGCUUCAGAGUCGGUUGUAUUCAGACCAGCCCCAUCAUGCCGAGUCUGGGGUCAAGGUCAAGCCGGACACGAGCAAGGCGCAGGCUGCAGCCAAGGAAAAGGCACUCGAGACUUUUGACCCCGCCAGCAUUGAACGUGGCUUGCUUUUGCGCAUUGUCGGUUUUAAGCGCGAUGCCAGUCGGCAGAGCAUCAAGUCUACCUUGCAGGUGCUUGCACCCAGCGUGGCCAUCAAGGAUGUCAAAUACACCAAGGGAGAUAACGUGGCUACGGUGCGAUGCACCAGUACUCUGGACACCAUCGCGCUGCGUGAUAUCAUCCUGUCCGAUGGCACAUUGACGGCUACCGUGUCCCAAGGCGAGGAAGAGGAAGAUUACUGGCGCAAGCAUGCUGCAGACGAGUCUCGGCGCAAGGCCAAGCGCAAUGCCCAAGUCCGGGCCAACAAGGCUGCUCUGAAGCGCGCACAGCCCGAGCGAGGAGUGCCCAUGGAUGAUGCCCCGGUGGUUCCCCGCAAGCCGUCAGGAAGCACUGGUCAUGCCCCCCCGGCUGCCGGGGAUGCAACUCAAUCAGGCACCGCCUCGGAGGCACGGCGCAAGCGUCGCAAAAAGCGUGGCAGCAAGCCCAAGCCGGAACACCUACACUUUGGGGAUGGGGAGCCAAGCUCUGAAAAUGCUAGCCACACCGAUCCACCCGUGGCUAAGCGCGCGAAAACCGAAGCCGCUGGUUCGCUGGAUCAGGCCGCAACGGAUGGGAAGAAGAAGCAAGAGAAGGAGAAGAAGGAAAAGAAGGAGAAGAAAAGCAAGAAGGACAAGAAGGACAAGAAGAACAAGAAGGACAAGAAGGACAAGAAGGACAAGAAGGACACAGACACGACCAAUGCCGGCGCCAACGUCACUCAUCCUGCUGUGGACCAAAAGCACAAAAAGUCCAAGAAGCACAAAGUUGAAGCGCAUCAAGCUGGUGGUACUCCCGAGAACCACUCUGCUAAACGGCAAGCCGAGGCCGACCGGGCUGCAGUGGUGCCCGGAACAAAGCGACCGGCCACUGAAUAG
Monosiga brevicollis MX1 is the source of this 1638-nucleotide messenger RNA. RefSeq lists its product as uncharacterized. NCBI's taxonomy places the organism in Eukaryota, Choanoflagellata, Craspedida, Salpingoecidae. The transcript is spliced from 13 exons. The record is from RefSeq and is a predicted model, not a curated record. Gene Ontology annotation, biological process: RNA processing. Gene Ontology annotation, molecular function: mRNA binding. Bases 1 to 1638 code for a protein of 545 amino acids. Gene Ontology annotation, cellular component: nucleus.